This is a messenger RNA of Cyprinodon variegatus (sheepshead minnow), 2962 nucleotides long. It is a transcript of the gene znf385b, whose product is annotated as zinc finger protein 385B. The coding region runs from base 1 to 1416 and encodes 471 amino acids. NCBI's taxonomy places the organism in Eukaryota, Metazoa, Chordata, Actinopteri, Cyprinodontiformes, Cyprinodontidae. Gene Ontology annotation, cellular component: nucleus. Gene Ontology annotation, molecular function: nucleic acid binding; zinc ion binding. The transcript is spliced from 9 exons. The record is from RefSeq and is a predicted model, not a curated record.
AUGUACAGGAGCUGUGGAAGUCAAGGAAGGACACAUCAGGAGGGAAACUGCGAUCAGAUUAAUGCGACUAACGGAAGUGGGAGCGGUGCAGUGGGCGGGCCAUUGCCUGGUCUAAUUGGCGCCACCAGUCCCUCAGUGAUGAUGAAACAAUUCCUGCCGUUUCCCAUGGAGACACCGUCACCAGUCGGACUCUUUCCAAACUUUAACACGAUGGAUCCAGUGCAGAAGGCUGUCAUCAAUCACACAUUUGGUGUUACCAUGGUACCCAAGAAGAAACAGGUCAUCUCCUGUAGUGUUUGCCAACUGAGAUUCAACUCUGAUUCUCAGGCAGAGGCUCAUUAUAGAGGCAGUCGCCAUGCUAAGAAGCUGAAGUCUCAGGAGAACAAGGCCAAAGCUAAGCUGUCGGGCACCCCAGAGACCAAUGGGAACAGCUGUGGUCCUGCUGGUUCGGUCCAUCCGCUUUCCUCCAACUGCAGUAACAGUCAGUGCACAGAACUACUAUCGAGCUCCAGAGACUCUCUGUCUUCUCCUAAAUCCUGCCUCCCCUCCUCCACCUCACCUCUUUCCUCCUCACCCUCUGCCAGCAGAGUCGGCAGUGAGCCUCCACCAUCAAGUCCACCCUCUGCUCUUCCUGCACCUGGCCUCUCAUCUUCUUCCUCAUCCUCUUCCUCCUCAAAAUCCUGCCCCGCAUCUUCAGUCAUCUCCUCCCCAUCCAGCGCUGCACCUCCUUCUCUAAAGACGACCUCCUCCUCCCAGGAAGCUCCUCUGUCGGUGGAGUCUGAGGAGGAGAAGGCAAAGAAGCUGCUGUACUGCUCUCUUUGUAAAGUUGCCGUCAACUCUCUGUCUCAGCUGGAGGCUCAUAAUGCAGGAUCAAAGCACAAAACAAUGCUGGAGGCUCGCAGUGGUGCAGGCCCAAUCAAAGCGUACCCACGACCAGGAGCCAAGCUGAAAAACGCCAACGGCUCAGUCCUGAAGGGCUCAGGCCUGCAGAACAAGACCUUCCACUGCCAGAUCUGUGACGUUCAUGUCAACUCUGAAAUACAGCUCAAACAGCACAUUUCAAGCAGAAGACACAAGGACAGAGUGGCAGGAAAACCCAGCAAACCCAAAUACAGCCCUUACAACAAGCAGCAGCGCAGCUCACUUACUAAGGAGCUGGUGAAGCCUUCCCUAUCUUCCUUUCUUUCCUCUUCUUUUCCUUCCCCAUCCUCCCCACUCCCAUCUUCCAUCUCCCUCCCUCCAUCAUCUCUUUCCUCCUCUGCUCUUCUCUCACCCACCUCCUCACCCCUCGCCCCAACCAUCUCCCUCCAUCCUCGCCCUCCGUCUUCCUCGUCCCUCUUCACUGCCUCCUUCCUGCGUCCAGCUCCUGGACCGAUCAGAACCAACCAAGGAUCCAUUCUCUUCACGCCCUACUGAUGUCAGCAAAAGCAGCAGGGAGUUGAACUAGCAACCACUGCCCCGCUGUUUGCUGCAGGUUCAACUGCUGCCUCGUCUUGCUCACCAGACUAAAUCUUCCCUCAGAAACAUGAACGGAUGACAUUGUCCUACUUCUGCCAGGGACAGAGACCAUCUGAUGGAGAGGGGAGGCUGUGUCUUUGAUGAAUCCACUCACUUGAAACUGAACUGAACCAGAGUGUGAAAAGCUCAAAGACGUACUGGGAAGAAGGAAAACUGUAUGCAGUUAUUGAAAAUUCAAAAAUAUCUACUGAGCAUUUUAAAGAAAGCAAUAAGUGUUAUCGAAAUGGGAAGAGAAAAAAAGAUCAUUCCUGUUUACUGUCCAUUUAACGGGGAAAGAAGUAGAGAAAAUCAGAUUUAAUGUUUUUGUAUUAUGAAUUAAUUGGAGCUGAUUGGCAUAAGAGGUCUCAUUUAAAAAAAAAAAAAAAAAAAAACUAUUUUCCAUCAAUGAAUACUAAAAAGAGCAUUUACUUUGAUGGGUUUUCUGGCAAAUAGCAAAAUUCAAACCAUAAGAUCCAUACAGUUACAUUCAUAAAUGGGGAUAUUGUUGUAAUUGUUUUACCUUUUAUCAAGGAACCGUCGGCCCAGCUUAUUUGUUAUAGUUCUUAAAACAAAAGUCAGUAUUGAUCGAGGUAAGAAUCAGACACAGAAUUCAGUAAUCUAAAUGUCAAAGCAGUGAAAACACCUUGCUAAUCCACAUAUUUUAGGUUUUUAUAUAAAGGUGGAAUAAAAACAAAACAAAAAAACAACCACUUAGAAACUAUUCUUCCUCCCACUGAGGACACAAACCUGCACAAAUAAGAUGUCACAAACCAAAAAGGCAACAAAGAAAACUACUGCUGUCCUUCUGUUAUCCCUCAGACAUUGCUGGUGGUGUGCUUCUUAACACUGAUCAUCCCAACAUUAUUAAAACCAAGAGUGAAGAAGACGGAUUUUUGUUUUGUUUUUCCUGAUACUCUGCUAAACUUGAUGUAACCCUUUCUAAUUUUGCAAUGCAAGUAAACUGAUGGUUUACUUCUGUUCUGUUAGGCGAGGAGCAAAUAAAACCAACUGGUAACCAGUGUCAUAUUAGCUUAAACUACAACAGCAGUGAAAGUAAUUUUCCUCCAGUAACAUACAUCUUCACAUAACAGGAAUCAAGCUAAUCUAUACUUUGAUGGGCGUCUCUCCUGGUAGUGGUGGUUUUCAAUAAGGGCAGAAAUGGUUCUCUGCCCUGGGCAGCAUACUACUGGGAGUGGCACAAUGACUCAAAGGUUCUGCAUUGAACUAAAGGGCUUAUUUCCCUUCCUGUCUGGAUUUAAUCUUUAUCUAUCCUUCGAGAUCUGGUCUAGCCUAAACUGGAUCGUUACAAACUAGAGGUUGUCCAAACCGACGUUUGAAGUUUAUGGCUUAAGUCUAUUUUUCAAUGGCCUGCAAAGCGGUAUCUUCGGGAUUUUUCUGUUCUGCAUCUGUAAUAGUUUUACAAAAACUGAAUCCAUCAUUUGAUAAAUUAACUGUGUUUAAUACA